AUGAAAACUGGAGGUUUAGUCGUAGCCGCCGUCGCUUCGGAAAAUUUGGAGCAAGACAAAUCUAAAAAAGCAUUGCAAACUCUUCAGCCAGCAGCCACGGACAAGGAAAAUCUUGUUGGAGUAAGCCGACAAUUGAGAUCCAGUGGCCCGACUCCAGGUCCUGUCAAGAAUGAGAUGUCAGAAAAAACUAAAAAAGAGGCUCCAAAAAAAGACAAGAAAAUAAAAAAAAUAAUAUUCAAAGAUAAAGCAUGCCAAACUGCCAGAGGGAAUAAAAUAAAAAUAGAAGUUGAAGAUUUGACAUCUGAAGCUGGUCCAAGUGAAGAUUACUGGCAAGUGCUAGCAGAAAGAAGGCGCAUUGCUCUCGAUGAUGCUUUAGAAGAAAACAAAGCGCUGACUCAGCGCGUUGCUAAACUUGAAGAGGAGAAGAAGAUUUAUAAAGAAAUGCUUGACGAAACUCGAGCCCUCGUAGAAGUCCUUCAGGAAAUGAUUGGAGAGGAUCGUAGUGACAUAAAUAAUUCCCUGGAAGAUACACUAUGA
Molecule: messenger RNA, 537 nt
Organism: Cotesia congregata
Lineage: Eukaryota; Metazoa; Arthropoda; Insecta; Hymenoptera; Braconidae
Source: the annotation of a GenBank genome assembly